This is a messenger RNA of Dunckerocampus dactyliophorus (ringed pipefish), 4474 nucleotides long. It is a transcript of the gene zbtb18, whose product is annotated as zinc finger and BTB domain containing 18. Gene Ontology annotation, molecular function: DNA-binding transcription factor activity, RNA polymerase II-specific; RNA polymerase II cis-regulatory region sequence-specific DNA binding; protein binding. Bases 421 to 2118 code for a protein of 565 amino acids. The transcript has 2 exons. Gene Ontology annotation, biological process: regulation of transcription by RNA polymerase II. The record is from RefSeq and is a predicted model, not a curated record. Gene Ontology annotation, cellular component: nucleus. NCBI's taxonomy places the organism in Eukaryota, Metazoa, Chordata, Actinopteri, Syngnathiformes, Syngnathidae.
UGUGUUACCGCUGCUGCGCUGUUGUAGCCUAGUGUCAACCUACGCCGAACGAGAGACGACGAAGAAGAAGAAAAAGACAUACCCCCCACCCCCAACACACACCUCCUACCUCCAGCUUCCUGGCUGCUUCCAAUUGGCCUCUCCGCCCCUCCUGGGCGGGCGUCAUUGGCUUCCAGCCUUGCCAGUCAGCGUCGCCCUCCUUCCCCAGCCUUGAGUUGUGUGGAGAGCAGCAGCAGCAGCAACAGCUCGGAAACAUCUGGCCGCCGCAGAGUGCUCGACUCCCCGCGUCCCUGCCCUGCCUGCCCGCGCACGUCCGUCCUCGACAGCCUGUUAUGGAAAUGAGCCCAAAGUCCGUCUAGUCGACUGGGGGAAGACACGGAGGAGACGGCGCACCGUGCUGCCUGUUAUGAGGACAGCAGGAUGGAGUUCCCCGACCACAGCAGACAUUUACUCCAGUGUCUGAGCGAGCAGAGGCACCAGGGCUUCCUGUGUGACUCCACGGUUCUGGUGGGCGAUGCCCAGUUUCGAGCGCACCGCGCCGUCCUGGCCUCGUGCAGCAUGUACUUCCACCUCUUCUAUAAAGACCAGCUGGACAAGCGGGACGUGGUGCACCUCAACAGCGACAUUGUGACGGCGCCUGCAUUCUCCCUGCUGCUGGAGUUCAUGUACGAGGGCAAGCUGCAGUUCCAGGAUCUCCCCGUAGAGGACGUGCUGGCCGCCGCAUCCUACCUGCACAUGUACGACAUUGUCAAGGUGUGCAAGAAGCGGCUGAAGCAGAAGGCCACGGCGGAGGCAGACAGCACGCGCAGGGAGGACGACGGCGGCUCCAGUUGCUCCGACAAGGCAGACAGUCUCUCGGACGGCUCCACAGGGCGACCCGCCACCGCUGACCUGCUGCACAGUGAUGAAGAGGAAGAGGGGAAGACUGAAGGAGGACCGGGGCUGUGGUUGAGGCUGCCGUCUGCCGACAGACCGGGGACGCCGGCCAUGGCCACGACCAGCCCGGGUCACUGUGAGGCGGAGCCGCAGGCCGGCGAGGGGCUGGCAGAAGGCACCAAGCUGCUGUCCCCGGCUGGAAGCCCCUCUAGCUCCACCGGAUCUCUCUCCCAGAAGUCUCACCGCUCUGCAGGCUCCCGAGGACACCGUGGCAGGCGGGUGUCCAACGACGCCGCUGACUGCGUCCUGGACCUGUCAGUCAAACCGACAGCUGGCAGUAACCACAGCAACCACCACCCGACAUUUUUCAGUGGUGCAGCCACGCCAGACAGCCUGCAAAGCCCGUUGGCGGUGAGGGUGAAGGUGGAGAGGGGUGUGGCUUCAGACGAGGAUGAGGACCUAGGGGGUGGGGACUAUGAGAUGGAACACAGCGGCAUCGCCAAGGCUACGGCUCCCAGCGCCAACGGAGGCUUGACCCACCAUGGGGUCGGGGGUCCUCUGUCGGUCCAGAGGAGGCUCGGUUUGGAGGCACACCUGUCGGCCCUCCGAGAGGCGUCGCUGGCGUCCGAGCUGGAUCGCGAUGAGAAGGCCCCCUCUGCCACAGACAACGAGGACAUACUCGGUGGCGAGAGCGAGCGAGCCCAGGCAGAGGCGGCCAGCAUGGACAGCACGCUGCUGCCGUACGUGUCCAACAUGCUGUCGACGCCGCACACGCAGAUCUUCAUGUGCCCGCUGUGCAACAAGGUGUUCCCCUCGCCGCACAUCCUGCAGCUCCACCUCAGCUCCCACUUCAGGGAACAGGAGGGCAUCCGCUCCAAGCCUGCUGGCGACGUCAACGUGCCCACGUGCACCAUCUGCAGCAAGACCUUCUCCUGCAUGUACACGCUCAAGCGCCAUGAGCGCACACACUCCGGCGAGAAGCCUUACACCUGCACCACCUGCGGCAAGAGCUUCCAGUACUCACACAACCUUAGCCGCCACGCCGUGGUGCACACGCGCGAGAAGCCGCACGCCUGCAAGUGGUGCGAGCGCCGCUUCACGCAGUCGGGGGACCUCUACCGGCACAUCCGCAAGUUCCACUGCGAACUGGUCAACUCGCUGUCGGUCAAGAGCGAGCCGCUGGCGCUGCCCAACGUCAGGGACUGGGCCAUCGAGGACAGCUCGCAGGAACUGUGGAAGUAGUGGCGCGCUAGUGAAGUCCUUUUCAACAUUUAGGGGGUUGUUUAAUGAGUCAUGUUCUUGUUUGUUGCAAAAAUCUCAUUCAAUUGCACUUUAAUAGCACAUGAAAAUGUUACUACUGAGUUCUUCAUCAAGUAAAGGGGGUUUUGGUUUUAUUCUGGAUUUUUAUUCAGAGAAAGUUCAGAGAAGGUCGUGCCUGUUUUGAAGGUUGUUUUUUUUAAUGGUAUUAUUUAACUUCUUGUGUUUCAUUUCACAACACUCCGACUCGGACAGACGCCAUGCUCCACAAGAAAACAAGCAUCACGAUACGCUAAACGGGUAUCAUGAUACCGCCGCACACACUUUGAAGAAGCGUGUGUGUGUGUGUCUGUGUGUGUCUGUAUGUGCACGUAUGUGAGUGUGUGUGUGUGUUAAUUAGAUGUUCCACUGGCACGGAGGCGCAGCUAGCGCCGUGGUGCGUUCAGGGCGAGUCGAACGACUGACAAACUGAUGGCACUCAUGCAAUGCACAGCCUCCUUUUUAUUUUUGAUUAUUUUAUUCACUUCCAAUCAAUUUGAAGUAUUUUCUAAAAAAUUUACAAAUUAUUCUAAUUAUUAUUAUUGUUAUUAAUUAUGAAUGAAUAGAUUUGUUUUUUCUGGCAUCUAGCUGGCAGUCUUUUUAAACAUUGUUGGAGAAGUAUUUAAUUUAAGGUUGUUGUAUAUUGUUCUGCUAUAGUUUUAAUUCUUUUUUAAUUAUUAUAAUUAUGAAUAAUUUCAUUUUGUUACAGUUCUGAUUUUAUUUUAUUUUUUUUUUUGGUAACGGGACCUGCUGUUGCUGCAUGACGUCCAGACUUGUAUAUUUAAAAAAAAGAAAUGUGAAUUUGCUGUGUUACUGUACACAUAGUUAUUGAUCAAAUAUUUGACAAUGGGCUCCUUUUUUUUUUUUUUUUUAGCAAAAAAAAAUCCCAUUAUUUUCUUUGUGAAUACUACUCCAGAGUGACGUCUGUUGCAAACCUGACUAUGGUGGCUGGGGAGUGGUAUGCAUGGAUUUAAUUUAUUAUUAUUUUUUUUUUAGUCAUUUGUCUUAAAACAUUGGGGGGAAUUUAGCUUGACAGUGAAAAGGUUUCGCGGGAAUGCGAUGACGCUUUUGAAGCCUGUGUCUAUGUGCACUGAGUGUUUGUGUGUGUGUGUGUGUGUGUCUGGUCACCAGUCAGUACUGAAGUUUUUCAUCCUCCCCGCUUCUUCAGUUUUAUGUUGUGUCCCUGGCCUUCUCGGAGGGCUCUGCCGGUCUGACGAGGACGGUCACAUGACACCAACAUGGCCGAAGGAUGAGAAUCGGGGGGUGGGGUGGGACUGUCCUGCUGAAAAAGUAGAAGGGUCAGACAUGUUUAAUGUGUGUGUGUGUGAAAGCACCUUUUUAAGCUAACAAAAAAAAAAAAAGACAUGAAAAUGAGAUGUUUGCUGGAAAAGAUGCCUUCAACUUCAACAUUUGUGACUGACAAAUGUCAUCUUGGGAUCAAAACUAGUUUUCAAAAAUUAUUUGUGAAUGUUGGUUUUUACGUUGAAUUCAAGUGGUGUGGAAAGAUUUUCAAAGAAAUGGUCAAGCGUUAAUACAAUCCAAAAAAAAGGACUUGCUGAACGCUCCACAGCCCUCAGAGAUGUGUGUGUGUGUGUGUGUGUGUGUGUGUCCUCCCCAUCCAUGCAUCCAUCCUGCUGCAGUUUGCAUCAUCACUACUGCUUUUUUUUCUUCUAAUAUAUUUCUGGUUGUACUUGACCGCCUUAAACUGCUGUAGUCCAGGCUGAUUAUUCCUCUUUUUGUUUUAUUUUUAUUUAAUUCUACUUGUAAUAAUUUAUUUCCGAAGCAUGAGUGGUGUCAAGCGCUCUGGAGGCUGUGAACUAUAUAACCACACUCAUCUUUCUUUCUUUUUUUUUUUUUUUUUGCUGUGUUUACUUGAAAAAUAAGUGUGUGUGUUGGGGGGGGGGGGAAGAGUUGUUUUAAUUUUAAGUAAAAUAUAAAAAUGUCUUAGACAGUUUGUGGGUGUAGAAGGGGAGGUGGGCGGGUUUUAAAAAUGACUUUUUUCGAUUAAAAAAAGACAAUCACCAUCAAACAAGCAGAUUUCUUCAGAUAUAUUUGCUCCCCGUUGAGAUUAAAUACUUUCUUUUAGCUUCUGUUGUUUUUUGUUUUGUUUUUUUCAAAAAUUUCAGUCAGAUUUAGUCAUUUUUAGCUUUGACAAUCAUAGUUUGACUUUUUUUGUGGUGGUUGUUUUUCUCAAGGGGAGUGAAUUUGAAUUGUGUUUAGUUUUGUAAUUUCCGGUGUGCUGUUGUUGACAUUUUUUAAUUGUGUGCAAACUGCAAUAAAUUAUAAGACUCUUGACAAUGGA